This is a messenger RNA of Cuscuta campestris, 1264 nucleotides long. Lineage: Eukaryota; Viridiplantae; Streptophyta; Magnoliopsida; Solanales; Convolvulaceae. The record is from the annotation of a GenBank genome assembly.
GUAAAGCGAUCAUGGGUUCCUCUUCUAGAAAUCUGUAUGCAGGAAUAGGUGAAGGGCAAUCAACCACACGGCCACCUCUUUUUGAUGGAACCAAUUAUACAUAUUGGAAAGAACGAAUGAUCAUCUAUAUUCAUUCCAAAAACUUCCAAUUAUGGUUGGUUAUCAAAAACGGGGAAGAGGUGCCGAUGAAGAAAGUCGGAGACAAGUUGAUCCCCAAGGCCGAAGAUGAUUUUGAUGUUGAGGACAUCAAAAAGGUCGAGAAUUAUGCAAAGGCAAUAAACAUGCUUUAUUGUGCUGUAAACCCUGAUGACUACCACAAAAUCUCCUGCUGCUCAACCGCCAAGGAGAUGUGGGAUAAACUUGAAGUGACGUACGAAGGAACGGACCAAGUACGUGAAGCCAAGAUCGACUUCCUCACCCAAGAGUAUGAGAUGUUUAGGAUGAAGGAGCACGAGAAGAUUGAGGACAUGUUCGACCGAUUUUCCAAGAUAGUCAACGAUCUCCAUGCAUUGAAGAAGACGUACACCGACAGAGAUCUUGUACGAAAGAUCCUACGGAGCUUGACAUCCGAAUGGCAAUCCAAGGCCGAUGCCAUCUAUGAGUCAAUCAGCACGUCAAAUGUCACCAUCGACGGUUUAAGAGGUAAUUUAAAAACUUAUGAAUCUACUAUACUUAACCCGUCUUUGAAUGACCAAAGGAAAGGCAUAGCAUUAAAAGCCUUCAAAGAACCAACGAUGAAUAACUCAAGCGACGAUGAUGAAGUCAAGCUUGCCAUGAAGAAGUUUUGCAAACUUGUAAGGAAGAAAGAAAAGGUUGAGGAUGGCCAUGUGUGCUAUGGAUGUGGUGAAGCCGGGCACAUCAAGAACAAAUGCCCAAGAAGCGGAAGGAAUGCUUGUCACUUCAAAAAGCAAAGAGCAUACAUCUCUUGGGGUGGCGACUCCGGUGAUGAGUCAAACGAGCAAGAGGAAGACGAAGAACCAAAUCUUUGCUCAUAGCCCAAGAAGAGGAUGAAGCCGCCAACCUCUGUCUCAUGGCACACGAAAAACCAAACCGACGAUGUUCAAGAGGUAUGUACCAUUUCUUCCGACUCUUACACCUUUGAAGAAAUGCAAGAAGCACUUCAUGAACUUUAUGAUGAAUUUGUUAGCGCUUCCAAAACCAACAAAUCGUUAAAGAAACGCCUCUCCACUCUUGAAAAUGACUUUGAAAAGCUGGAAAAAGAUAAUGAGAAGUUAAAACAAGAAAAUAAAUUUUAUGGCAAAAG